Molecule: messenger RNA, 1862 nt
Organism: Styela clava
Lineage: Eukaryota; Metazoa; Chordata; Ascidiacea; Stolidobranchia; Styelidae
Source: RefSeq, a predicted model, not a curated record
UGGAAAAUGCCGAAUAGCCGUGACAUGCGACGGAAAACCGACAUGGCUGGAUUUUCCGUUGAAUAAACAGAGCUGCGCAGCGGAUGAAGAAUGGAAGAAGGAACUUGAAGACCUGGAAAAUAAAGUGGACGACGUUGAGAACGAUUUGUCCAGGCUGACACAACUGAUAGAAAAUCUUGAGGGUGGCUUCAAAGGAGCGCCAACAUCGUCUGCAACUGGAGCAGUUACAAAUACUGUAGGCCAUACUACGACAGGGAGCGAAAAUACCAAGAAUAUUGCCAUUUCUCUCGUCCCAACAAUCUCGACUAAAUCAUCCGACAAAAGCACAAAAACCCUGGAGACGACAACCGACAAAAACGCGGAAAGUCUCAGCACCCAUGGCAGCUCGCAAACAACAGUAAUAGAACAAACAUCACAAAUGGGCCCAACUUCUGACAACACUAGCAGCACCGUAAUCGUUGAAACAACUAAGGCGUUGCAACCAAGUACAGCCGUCCAGAGUACCACGGAUGGCUCAGAUGACACUACUGCCGAUAUCCCACCUUCCUACAACGGCAAGACAUUUAUUCCACUAAUAUACAUACAUCAACAGCCAACCGACAAUAAUUUAUUAUACAAAGCUGAAGCACAAGCGAAAUGCCAAGAAAUAGGAGGAGCAUUGGCAAACAUCUACGACCAAACGCAAAUGAAUGAGACUAUGUCAUACAUCAGGAAAAAGGCAACAAGACUGCACGAAGUAUACCGCUUCCACCUUGGGAUGACCUAUGACAUCUCAGCGCGACAACUUUACCUUCGUAAUGGAACAGCUAUAUCUGAAUCCAAAUUUCUGUGGCGAUUAGAUAAUCCCAGACUGGACAUGGCAUUUACCCAGGUGUACUUACACGUCAACAAGGAUCCAUCCAGCGACAUCAACUAUCUAUUCAACUAUCAGGAUAGUAACCGUCAAGCCAUUUGUGAAGUUUAAUUAUCUUAUCAACAAACACUCAAAGCUACCUAGUCUAGUUCCUGUGUCUUGUAUUAUACUAUAUAUAUUAUAUUUAAAAAUGUCAAAUAGUCGAACAAAAUGUAUUCGACGUUGAGCACGCUGAAUCACGCUUAACCACCAAUCCAGCAAAAAUAUUCAAACUUUGAAAUAUCAUAAAAUAGCGUUGGCGGUGACGUUAUGGCGUCUCAUUGACCAGCUCGGUUCAGAUUGAAACAUUUUGGAAUUGUAACGUAAUGCCAGUGUUCGAAAAAUCUUUGAGGAUUUUUUCUUCAAAUGAUCCGUGAAUACAAAUGUGACUAAGCAGAUAUGUGUUUGUCUAAAUGCCGACGAAAUGAAUCAAAUUUAACUCAAAAUCGGAGUUGUGUUGGACUUCUGAAAACUCAAUUCCUCAAAUUUCAUUGCAUUAUAAAAAUGAUAACCGUGUACUUCAGCAAAUAAGGACUGCUACUGAUAGUAUACAUAGAAAAUUACGAUCAAAAAUACUACACAGCGGAGUAAAUAAUGAUGACGCUUGGUAAAAAUAACUGUCAUGUUAGUUUGUGCCGUCCCUAGUGGAAAGUCCGCUUCAAUUUUACUGAAUGCGUGAACAUCUGCACCAAAGCCAUAAUUUUGUUGGUCUGAAUUAUUUAUUAAGCUUCAGUCAGAACCGCCUCGUCACGCAAAUCUCAUUUAUGGAAAAAUCUGACUCGGAUGGCUCUAUGGUCGUUUCGCAUCAUCCAGUCUUUACUAAAAAAUAUUGUCUUUGUUUAUUGUGUUUUAUUUAUUUGUUUUUGUUUACAAAACCAUAAAUUUAUCUAUCAAUCUAAAGCUCAUCCUUUCAGAUCUUUCUUAGAUUUAUUUUUUCUAGUCUUCUGGUGUUACUACUUUUUCUCAAAUA